Molecule: messenger RNA, 3387 nt
Organism: Nannospalax galili (Upper Galilee mountains blind mole rat)
Lineage: Eukaryota; Metazoa; Chordata; Mammalia; Rodentia; Spalacidae
Gene: Parp10
Product: poly(ADP-ribose) polymerase family member 10
Exons: 11
Coding region: 159-3134 (991 amino acids)
Biological process (GO): negative regulation of gene expression
Cellular component (GO): cytoplasm; nucleus
Molecular function (GO): transcription corepressor activity; NAD+ poly-ADP-ribosyltransferase activity
Source: RefSeq, a predicted model, not a curated record
CCAGCAGGGAAGGAAACACCUCAACCACAGCCAGUGUCUCUGGCUCCUCCCAUUUUCCUUCUCCCAGUCAGUUUCACUUUUGCUUUCCUGUCUCAGGCCUUCUGCUCAGUAGGCGCAACAGUCCUGGCUGACCAGCCUGGGCGGCAGUCGUGGUUCUGAUGGCUGAAGUGGAGGCAGGGGCUGCCGUGGAGCUCCAGGGACUGCCCCCUGAAGUCCCAGAUGAGCUGCUCACGCUCUACUUUGAGAACCACCGCCGCUCUGGCGGGGGUCCUGUGUUGAGCUGGCAGAGACUUGGCUGUGGGGGCAUCCUCACCUUUCAAGAGCCUGCAGAUGCAGAGAGGGUCUUAGCCCAGGCAGAACACCAACUACAUGGCGCUCCACUGAGCCUGCGACCAGCACCCCCACGGGCCGCUGCACGUGUGCUUCUCCAAGGACUGCCACCUGGCACUUCACCUCUGAGCCUGGAGCAGCAUGUUCAGGCCCUGUUGUGUGCCAUGGGACACCCAGUGCAGGUUUGCCGGGCCCUGGCCAGCCCCCGGCAGGACCGUGCCCUGGUCCAGCUACCCAUGCCCCUUUCUGAGGCAGAGGUCUGUGCCCUGAAGGAGCAGGCCCAGAAUCUGCAACUGAACGGGGCUGCAGUGUCCUUGGCCUGGGUGCCCCAGACCCGAGCAGUGCGUGUGGUGGGGGGCACUGCUUCCACGGACCUGCUGCUGCUGGAGCUGUACCUGGAGAAUGAGCGCCGCAGCGGAGGCGGACCCUUGGAAGGACUGCGCAGCCUGCCCAGGCAGCUGGGCACUGUAGUCUCCUUUCAGCAGUGGCAGGUGGCUGAACGAGUGCUACAGCGGAACCACCGGCUGCAGGGCUCCGAGCUGAGCCUGGUUCCCCACUAUGAUGUCUUGGAACCAGAGGAACUUGCUGAAGAUACCAGUGGAGGGGAUCAGGCAACCAUUCAGAGGUCUGGAACCACUGAGCAUGCUCUCUUGGAGGCUGGAGGGCUGGCAGAGGCCCGGCGUAAGACUGUGGGUUCUGAAGAGAUACCAAGACAAGUAGGAACCUCUCUAACGAAAAGUCCUGUGAAAGUUCCAGGACCUGCUGUGCCAGGUGACUUGGGACAUGUAGGGUCUCUAGAGCAAGAGGACCCCAUAAGCCUGGGGACUAUGAACUCUCCACAGCAGGCUGGAUUCAUGAAUCAGGAACUUAUGGGAUCUGUAAGCUCAGUGGGCCUAGUGGAAAGCUCUACAGGGUUCUUGGGGCAAGUAGGACUCAUGGGCCUAGGAUCUAUGGGGCUUCAAGGGCAGGAAGGUUCUGGGGAAGUUGCUGUGGGCUCACUGGGGCAGGAGGACCUAAUGGGUCCAAUGGGGCUCACCAUGGAAUCUACAGAGAUGGGGUUGGAGAGUCCUGAAGGUGGAGGGCUACAGGGGCAGGAGGGCCUGGUGGAGAUAGUGUUGUCGAUGGAGCCCGGGGCCAUGCGCUUCCUGCAGCUUUAUCAUGAGGACCUUCUUGCCAGCCUUGAAGACGUUGCCCUUUUCCCAUUGGAAGGAGUGGAUGUGACUGGCUUUCGGCUCUGUGGAGCCAGAGCCCCAUGCCAGGCCGCCCAAGAGUUGCUACAGAGUCUUCUGGGCAGCAUUAGCUGCCACACGCUGAGCCUGAAGUACCCAGGCAGUGCCAGGUUCCUGCUGGGCAUGGAAGGACAGUGCCUUCUUCAAGGGCUGGAAGCUCAGUUCCAGUGUGUCUUUGGAACAGAGCAUCUGGUCAGCGCCACCCUGGGCAUAGAUCCUGAAAGGGUGGAUCCCACGGAGGUCCUCCAAGUCCUCCCCGGCCACAGCACAGGCAGCGAUAAGGAGAAUGUGAACCUUGAGGAAGUCCGAGAGCUCCUUGCCACCAUGGAGGCCCUAAGUGGGGAGGACUGGCUGCCUCUGGAGUUGGAGGAGGAGCAACCAGAGGAGACAACCCUAGGGCAGGAGGAGGAAGAACCCACACCCAAAGCUAGGGAAGAGCCUGUGGUCUCCAGCACUGGGGCACCUGGACGGCUAGAAGAGGAGGCCAAACUGCAGCUGGCCAUCCACCGAUCCCUGGAGGCUCAAGACCAGGUGGCUGAGCAGGAAGAGGCUGCUGCACUGAGGCAAGCCUUGGCACUCUCCCUGCUAGAGGCAGAAGAGCCCCUAGGUGAGGACACUGGUUUCAGGGCCGAGCUGGUGGUGCACACAUCCUUUGAGCAGGACAUGGACAAGUUAGACCGGGCACUAGCAACUGCCUUGGAGGCACACCUUCAGGAGGAAACAGUGAGACUCCAAGGCCAAAUGGUGCCCGUAGACCUUGGGGGUCGCCUGGAGAGGUGCCACGAUGUGAGUGUUGUCCUGCGUGGUGACUGCGUCGUCCUUCGUGGCUUCGGGGCCCAGCCUGCCCGUGCAGCCCGCCACUUAGCUGCUCUGCUUGCUGGUCCUUGGGAUCAGAAUUUGGCCUUUUCCUUGGGGGCCUCAGAUAACAAAUUGUUAGAGCAGGACCCGAAGGAGCCCUUGGACAGGCUGGAAGGCUUGGAGGAGAAUACCAAAGAGUUCCGAGAUGUGGUGCAGGCCUUCUAUGACACUCUGGAUGCUGCCCACAGCAAGAUCUCCAUUGUUCGGGUGGAGCGUGUGUCAAACCCGCUGCUACAGCAACAGUACCAAUUGCAUCGGGAGCGCCUGAUGCAAAGCUGCAAGCAACGCCCGGUGGAGCAGGUCCUAUACCACGGCACAACUGAGUCUGCAGUGCCUGACAUCUGCGCGCACGGUUUCAACCGCAGCUUCUGUGGCCGCAAUGGCACGCUCUAUGGGCAGGGCGUGUACUUCGCCAAGCACGCGUCCCUGUCGGUGAAGGAUCGCUACUCACCCCCCAACGCCGAGGGCCACAAGGUGGUGUUCGUGGCUCGGGUGCUGACCGGCGACUACGGGCAGGGCUGCCACGGUCUGAGGGCACCUCCUCUGCGGGCCUCGGGCCAGGUCCUGCGCUAUGACAGCGCGGUGGACAGCCUCCACCAGCCCAGUAUCUUUGUCAUCUUUCACGACACCCAAGCCCUGCCCACCCAUCUCAUCACCUGCAAGAACAUACCCCGGGCUUCCCCUGGAACUUCCCUCGGUCUCUCCCGUGACAUUUGACCCCAGAGGCCAGCCUGGUGUUCCCGGCUCUGCACAGUCCCCCCAGUGUGUACGACCUGCCCCUGGGGGCGCCCCUGCCACGUGCUCCAAAGCCAGGUUCCCCUCCUGGGCCGGCCUGGCCGCCAGGGGUCAGCAGAGUCGGGCAGGAAGGUGCCCCGCCCGGCACUCGGCCUGGGUUGGACCGCGCCCUAGCGCACUUCUGUCUGAAUAAACCGGUAGCCAGCCGGGCGGCCCAGCCUGCUGGAACCCAGAA